Messenger RNA from Coccinella septempunctata (seven-spotted ladybird), 446 nucleotides. RefSeq lists its product as uncharacterized. NCBI's taxonomy places the organism in Eukaryota, Metazoa, Arthropoda, Insecta, Coleoptera, Coccinellidae. The transcript is spliced from 2 exons. The coding region runs from base 41 to 388 and encodes 115 amino acids. The record is from RefSeq and is a predicted model, not a curated record.
AUACAGUGCUUCUUAGGUACUCAUAACUCCUUCAUUGAAAAUGAGGUAUUUUCUGGCGCUUGUAGCACUUGUUGCUCUUUAUUGUGUCAUCGAAGGUGAAGCGGCGAAGAAGUAUGUAUGUAUGAAAUGCAAAUCGAGCUCAUCAAGUAGCGAUUGCCAAAAAGGCACGGCAACGGACACUUGUGAAGGAAAAAUCUGCUAUGCGUACGUAUACCUGGAAAAUAUUAGUACUUUCUUAGGAGGAACCAAUAAGAAACGCUGGUGGAUAAGAGGAUGCACAGAAGACAAGGAGUUCUGUGAUACUGGCUCACACGUUGGUUGUACCAUUUGCAAAGGAAAGGAUAAAUGCAAUAGUAAACCACUCACUAAAUAUAUGAGCAAAAAUUAGGCUGAAAUAAACGAAGAUAUGGCUGAUAAUCUCUCAAUAAAUUAAUGCGUUAUCAUUA